AUGAACUGGCUCAAGACAAAGAUGGGAUCCCACGGAUGGGAUAUGAACGACGACGACAUCAAGAAGCCCAACGUCCUUUUCCUCGUCCCAAUCAAGUUCGCCCUUCAGGAGCUCGAGGACUUUGAGGAGUACUUUACCGUCAAGAUCUAUGACAGCGACCGUGAAGAGUUCAUUCGCAGGUGCAAAAAGGGCAAGUACAACAACUAUGCCGCCAUUCUCUGGGCAGGAGGAGUUUCUCCAGUCGGCAACCUCGAUAGCGAACUGGUCUCGCAUAUCCCCGCCAGGAUCACUGUUUCCAACACUCCUGGUGUAGUUUCUGCCGCCACUGCCGACACUGCCAUGUUUUUGAUUCUUGGAUGUCUUCGCAACUUUACACAGGGACAAACUAGCCUCCGCGCAGGCACCUGGAAAAAUGAAAUCGAUUAUGGUCAUGAUAUGGCCGCUGCCUCGAUCGGAAUCAUUGGCAUGGGAGGCAUUGGCAAGGCAAUCGCAAAGCGUGCCAAUGCCUUCGGGAUGGUGGUCAACUACUACAACAGGACCCGUCUCGACAUUCGCGUCGAGGCUGAAUAUGAUGCCCAAUUUGCUGCCUACGACACACUGCUGCGCGAGUCGGAUGUGAUUGUGAUCUGUGUCCCCCUCAACGCCAACACCAGACAUAUGAUCAACGCUACUCAAUUGAACAAGAUGAAGAAGGGCGUUGUCCUGGUCAACAUUGCUCGUGGACCCGUCGUUGAUGAGGCUGCCCUCGUUGAAGCUCUUGAGAGCGGAAGGGUUGGCUCUGCAGGUCUGGACGUUUUCGAGUUUGAGCCAAAGGUUCACGAGGGCCUUCUCAAGCAUCCCCGGUGCACGCUCUUGCCCCACAUGGGAACCUCCACUGAAGAAAGUCUUCGUUCCAUGGAGAAAUUGGCGCUUAAGAACAUUAUGAACUUGUUGAUGCACGGCGAGGCCGUCACCCCUGUUAACAAGGUCGUCGGCAAGGCACUUGAUGGUGUCAUGACCGACAGCGUCGACUUUUCCAAGAUCAACCUUACACUCCAGUGA
Messenger RNA from Linnemannia hyalina, 1041 nucleotides. The record is from the annotation of a GenBank genome assembly. NCBI's taxonomy places the organism in Eukaryota, Fungi, Mortierellomycota, Mortierellomycetes, Mortierellales, Mortierellaceae.